Molecule: messenger RNA, 3021 nt
Organism: Emiliania huxleyi CCMP1516
Lineage: Eukaryota; Haptophyta; Isochrysidales; Noelaerhabdaceae
Exons: 6
Coding region: 1-3021 (1006 amino acids)
Molecular function (GO): UDP-glycosyltransferase activity
Source: RefSeq, a predicted model, not a curated record
AUGGAGCGCUUCGGGUGCGCCCUGGACACCGACCCGAUGGCGGCCGCAGCGAGCGAGGAGGGCCGUGCCGCUCUGGGCGCCCGAGUGCGUGAGCCGGACGUGGCGGCAGUGGUUUGGGAGUACACGUGGUGCAGAUGGGUCGCUGGGGUGUGCCUCGAGGCGGACGUGCCCAGCCUCGGCGUGCGGCCAUCCUUUGUCGACGCUUUCCGCAGCCACGGCCACGUGGCAGUAACCUCGUUUGACGGCGAGACGCGAACGCGCGACCGUCCUGAGGAUGUGGAUGGGCCGAUCGCGGAUCUCGAGACGGCCGCGGGUGCGCUCGAGGCUGGCUUUAUGCUGGCGGCGCCCUUGCGCCGGGGGAUCGCCCUUUCGCCGGCGUGGCGCACAACGCGGCGCCUCUUCGGCGCCUUCCUGCCCAGAGAUGCGGGGGGGGGACCGGGUCGCUUCGACACCGAGCUCAAGGCGUGGCUGGAUGGCGCUGUGCAGCCGCCCGAGCAGCGGCCCACCACGCUCAUCUCGCUCGGAUCGCAGAGCGCGCUGCACAGCCUCUCCGCGUCGGCAGAGGCGCGCGUCGACCUGCUGCUGGCGUGCCUCGCGGCGUCGCCGCGCGUGCUCGUCGCCACGGCCUCGGAUCUCGCAGACGACGGGGCGUUGGCCACCGCACUCGCAGACGGCCGCCUGCGCGUCGCCCAGUGGCUGCCGCAGUGGGAGGCUCUCGCUCACGACAACGUUCGAGCCUUUGUGUCGCACGCCGGAGCAAACUCGGUGCACGAGGCUCUCGCGCUGGGCGUGCCCAUCGUUCCGUUCCCAUUCUUUGACGACCAGCACUACAUCGCGGUGCGGCUCGAGGAGCUCUACGGCUAUGCCGCCGCGGCAAGUGCGGCUGGCGGGUGCUUCACGCCCGUUCGCAAGGCAGCGCUCCGCGACCGGCGGACGGCGCAAAUAGAGGCGGCGGUGCGGCUAGCCCUCGCCGUGCCUGCAAGCCUUCUCGAGGAGCUGCGCCAAGAGGUUGUUGAUGAGGACGGCGCCGAAGCCGCGGCACGGGUGGCACGGUUGCCUCGCCUUCGACACGCCUCCGCGCGGCUGGCGGGCGAGCCCGGCACGGACGGGGCGGCAGGCGAGGACGCAGAGAGCCCAGGGCUGCGGCUCGAGCAGUCGAGGCUGGCCGCGAUCGAGGCCUACUCGUGGUCCGUCUCGCGACUGAGCACGUCGCAGGAUGGUGUGCGCGACGCCUACGCCUGGUCGAUUGCGGUCGCGUCCAACGCAUCCGCGGCAGUCGGCCGUGCCGUCGUUGGGCUGCGCGUCUCGCAGUUCCCGGCGCUGCUGCCAAAAUGGCUCACGUCGAGGGCGACGCGAGAGGCCGCCGCGCCGCUCGCGCCUCCGGACGACGGAGAUGCCGCGCCGCGCCGCUACAUCGAGACUCUCGUCGGUGCAAACGAUCGGCUGUACGCGGGCAUGCUGCUGUUUGUCUCUUGCCUCGAGAUGAUGGGGCCGCUCGCACUCCUCCUCGUCGCGCGAGCGGUCACCGCCCGCCGGGUGGCCGCCCUGCCCGGCGUGCGCCGCGCCGCGCUCUCGCUCUGGGUGUGCGGCGAAGCCGCCUUCUACGUCGCCUGCCUCGCGGUGGCGAUGCGCGAGAACCUGCGCCUCGGCGGCUCAGCCUGCCCUCCGCCUUUCGCAGCGGUGAAGACGCGCGAGUGGCGACGGGGCAUCUGGCGACGCAUCCUCCGCGACCCGUCCCAGUCGCCGCGCGACUUCGUCGAGGGGUGGAUGUUCCGGCGGUCCGAGCUCGCCGACGCCUCUCCCGCGGAGCUGCUGCUCAAGGCGGGCCGCGCGUCGGAGGGCGGUGCGUCGGAGGGCGGCGCCGCAGGGGAGGCGGGUGGCGGGUCAGGGCCGGGGCCGGGCUCGGGCCGUCCGCGACUCGAGCCAUACGGAGUCGCGGACGAGCUGAGAGAGUACGUCGAUGAGCUGAUAGCGGCGGUGGCGGAGGCGGAGCGCGGCGCGGUGGGCAGCGCGCUCGACCGGGGCAAGGCUGCGGCCGGCUCUGCGGUCGACCUUGGCAAGGGCGUGGCGGGCAAGGCGGCGAGCGCCGUCGACCGAGCGAUCAAGGAGGCGCCCGCUGUGGCGUCGGUCGUCGAGACGACGCGCAGCAUCGGGCGCGGCGUGGCGGGGUCGGCGCUCGACGUCGGGAAGGGCGUUGCGGGGCGGGUGGGCGAGGCGGUGGGCGAGGCGGUGGGCGAGGCUCCGCCUGUCGGCCGCCUCUUCCGGGCGACGAAGCGCCUCGCCGCCUCGGGCGUCGCCCCGUACGUCCGGCGCGUCUCGCGGAUGGGCGAGGCCGACGCCGCGCUCGGCGAGGACGAGGCGGACAUCCUGAUGGUCGAGCUGCCCGCCGCGAGCCAGCGGCCCUUCUCGCGCUCGCCUCCCGCGCCCGCCGACUUUGGAGCCACCGUCGAGCGCGCGCUCGACUCGCUCGGCCUCGCGCGCGCCGUGGUGGUAGGCCACUCCCUCGGCUCCGCCUACGCGACUUACGUGGCGCACCACGACGCGCGCGAGAACGAGGGUGGCGCGCGGCGCGUCGGCGGGGUGGUGCUCAUCGACCCGAUCGCCGUCAACUUGCACCACUCGCGCACGACGCGCGAGGUCAUCUUCACGCGCCUCGACUCGGCGCAGGCCUCCUUCGAGGACUUCCUCUUCAAGAAGGAGCUGUGGACGGCGGCGCUGGUGGCGCGCCAGCUGCCGUGGUACGAGGCCUCCUUCUGGCUCGACGACUGCGAGGCGCAGACGCCGGCGCUCAUCGCCGUCGGCACUCUGGACACAAUCAUCAACCCGCGCGCAGCGAGCGACGGCUUCGGGUCGUGGAGGGCGCGGCGACGAGGCGUGCGCGUGCUCUCGAUGGAGGGCAUGGGCCACGGCGAGUGGCUGGUGAAUGACGCCGCCGCCGACAGCCUCGUCGCAGCCGUCCACGCUUUGCGGCUCGAGGCGGCCACCGUCGCUGCUGCGGACGGGUUUCAGCUGACGUGGUGA